Molecule: messenger RNA, 3675 nt
Organism: Symbiodinium pilosum
Lineage: Eukaryota; Dinophyceae; Suessiales; Symbiodiniaceae
Source: the annotation of a GenBank genome assembly
AUGCUGGUUGAUGAUGAUGAUGAUGAUGAUGAUGAUGAGGGUGGUGCGUUGGGGGGGGCAGUGGUGGCAAGGGAAGCUGCUGAAGCUGUUGGUGCAAGCUUUUUCAUGCCGCAUGCUUUGACCGUUGCCGGGCUGCAGCAUGUUGUGAACAACCUGUGUGCUGAAGUCCACCAGGGACUUAACCAUUGGAGUGCGUUUCAUGCCGAGUUGAAAGCCCUUGAGUCCCUGCUCCGGGUGCAAGAGCGCCGCCAGCGUUUUGUGUGGACGUGCCUGCACGGCACUCAGCUUGAAGCCCAAACAUUCCGCUUUGAUAAGUUUCAAGGGAGCCUGUACGAAACCCGGUGGCAUGAGGUGUUGGGUUUUCUCCGGCAUCUCAAGCCUUUGCUUCCAGUUUUGAGCAGAGCGUGGGACAGUGCCAAGUACAUCCGUGGGGUGAAUCUUGAAGGAUUUGCCAGGCCAGUGCAGGCACGAGCAGAGCAAGCGCAGAAUGAACAACAGGGGCUUGCCGCUUUUGAUCCUGAGAAGAUUACGCGUGCUCUGCAGAGCCCCUUGUUCCACUGUUAUGUGUCCAUGGCGUUGGGGUUAGAACAGGUGCCCGAGGCUUUGGCUAGCGCAGCAGAGGGGUGUCCGUGCCAUCGUGCAAUGUUCAAGCACGUGAGUGAUCACAUAAGACAAAAGAUACUGGAAAAGCGCUUCAGGCCAGGAAUCACAGUGUGCCCAAUGGCUGGCAAGCUUUUGCCAGAACUUGUUGCAGGUGAACUUGAGUCUGUUUUCGAGCGCAUUUGUGCGCUGCAAGAGAGUGAGCUCACACUGAUGCCCCUUCAUGGUUUGCGACCUUUGACAAGCGAUGAAUGGAACCUGUUGGUUUCAGAUUUCAGAGCAGGCAAGUCCAAGAUGUUGCUGCUUCUUCGAAUGAAGACUGGGUAUCUCCAGAAAGUACCCUGGGCCUUUUCAGGUCUUGCCCACACGGAUGAGAAUGUGGCACGUGAGAUGGCCAUGAAAAUUCUCCAGCAAUGGGAGAUGGAUCCCAGGCCUCAGGCGCAUCAUCGGUUGACUGCCAGGCUUAUGGGGCAAGAGAAUUUCAUAGGGCCCCUUCGAAGCUUCAAGGACGGUGCUUCUCUAGAUUCAUUGUGCUUGGAGUUUCAGCAGCAAGUUGCGUGUUGGAGGCUUGUGCCCAUUGUGGAAACAACAAUCGAAGCCAAACAUGCCCGUGUGUCUUUGGCAAAGCGCAGGCAUCACCUUGGGCCAGUGCGCAUCAGUUUGGCAAACAGGCUGCCACUUCUAACUAGAUGGGUCCAAAGGGGUCAUGUUGACUCAGUUGAAUUAGUAAGACUAUUCUCGAAAUCCCGGUCCCUGAAAAAGAUCCCUGGCUUGCUUGAUAUUGCAGAUCACCCGGAUCUUGACGCAGCUCAGUUUCGAAAGGGUCCAGCAUCCAUGAGGGUUCUUCUGGGGAAGUUGAUUUACCGUUGCAACAUUAGGGACAUGUACCACUCCUACGAAGUUGCUGGUAAAGCGAAUGAGCGCUCAAAGCGUGCUGCAGCCAAGGCCCAGGCAAAGCUCAUCCCCAGCAAUUCAAGCGCCUUGACUUAUGAUCGUGUGGUCCUCUGCGCCAUGCAGCAACACAUGCUGCAAAACCAUGAAGCCUCAGCCACGACGUGUUAUUAUUCUGCCCCCAGGCAGUGCAUGCAGCUGCAGUCUGUAGAAGCAGUCUUGGAGGAGCCGUCCACGAAGCGUCAGCGUGUUGAUGCCUUGCCUGAUGAUGCAGAUUCAGGACUUGCUCCUGAUGUGGGCAUGUGGGUUCCUGACACCCAGCCAGUCACGUUUCAAAUUUUGUUGAAGAAUCCUGGGGAUAAGAAAGUCAUUCGACCAGCAGUAGGUGUUGGAGGGAGGCUUGCCAAGGGAGCAGUGGUAGCUGUUCACAAAGGCAUUUGCUGUCAGGAUGCGUGUCUCUCAGACUCAAUUGUUGUGGCUGGUUCAGCUUCGGCAAGUGACGUUUCCGGUCAGUUUUUGUUGAGCAACCUGGCUGGCACGAUCGAGGAACUUCAAGCCAGCAUGAAAGCAUGGAAAUCCCAAAAGCUCGUUUGGACUCUCAAUGCUGAGGACGUUGGGUUUGAGCUUGAUGAGGUUGACAGUCUGCUGCAGGGCAUGGUUGCUGCAGGUGCGUUUGAAGGGAAUACGGAAGGGCUGGGGUUCUCAGCGUUGCCAGCCCAGCGCCCCCUGCUUGAGUCUUUGCAACGCUUAGGCCUUGUGUUGUGUGCUGGUGAACAAGACCUUCGGUGGCGCUUGUCCGAAGUGGGCACAAGAGCUUUGAGCAGUUGUUGCAGGUUGUCGGCCCCAGUGAACGUGUUUCAUGUGCCAGACAACCUGAAGAUUGCUGAUGCCACAGUGUAUGAAGUCAUCAUGCUGUUGCAGGCCAAUGGUUGGGUGUGGCAGGCUUGGGUGCCUGUCUCCAAACGCACUCGUAGGAUGGCGUUGCAAGGUCGAACUUUCGACGAUUAUGCCAGAGGGAAGCAGAAGAUAUGGUACUCAGGAGAGGUGCCAUCUCUGCCAUAUCUUCGUGUGUUGUGGGAUGCAGAAAAGAUUUUUGAUCUUGGCCUGCCGGCAAUCCCGCAUGGCAGGGAGGACGCUUGCUACAAAGCUUUGCUUCGAGGUGAGGUGGACGAGGAGUUGGCUCGAGGUGCAAUUUUGCCACCAGACGUUGAUGCAAUUCCAGACAGGGAAAGUGAUGAUGAUGCUGUGCUGCGUGCUCUAGAGCAGCUUGAAAAUGAUCCAGAACCUGAUGAGGAUUUGCCAGACAUUGAAAGGGAGCUUGUUGAAGCAUUUGAGCUGCUUGAGAACGGUGCAACUUCUGCGGAAGAAGAGCAGCCAGCGAGCCCAGCAAGGCCAGCCGGUCCUGAGAUUGGGGAUUUGGGGGAUCGCCGUGUAGAUGAAGUUCCACCUGCAGAGCCUGUUGCGGUCCAUCGUGGUCCCAGGGACGGCGUGGCCAAUCCAAGGCCAAAGCGUGCAGCAGCUCCUGCCGGUGAAGGCCCACAGCUGGAGGGAGGCUUCUUUGGCAUCUUCAGAAUAACAGCGAAAAAAGCCGGCACAGUUGGCGGUGGUGCUCACGGUGGAUAUCAAGCCACCUGUCUUUUUCACAAAAAGAAUGACAAAACCGGCUGCAAGCGCUUCUUGUCCUGCGAAAGCUCCAAUGAGUCAGACCGGCAAAUGACACUCCGAAGACUGAUGUGGUGGUGCACAUUGGCUCAGCAGCACAGCACGCAGCGCAAUCAUUUGAGUGUGCCCCUUCCCACUGAGACUUGCCCUCCAUUGGCAGUGCUUGAAGCUCAGUGCUCUUUGAUUGAGAGACCAGAGCCAGCGUCAAUAAAAACAGAUGUAGAAAUUGCAGCAGCAGCCGCCAGGCAUGCAGCUGCAAAGGCGAGGCCCAAGCAGAGUGCUGCCAGGCCAGCCAGUGCCAGCGCAAAAGCAGCCCGCGAGGCUGUUGCAAAGUCAAAAGCCAAGGCUAAAGGCAAGUCGAAGGCAAAAUCCCAACCAAAGGCAAAAGCCAGCGCAUCUGCUGACGCCGAUCCUGGCUCUGAUGAGGCAGCCAGCGAUCCUCCUACUUCAGAAGAGGCAGACUCAGAUUCAGCCUCAAGCUCAAGCUCCAGCUCGGGCAGUAGUUCCAGCUCGAGUAGCUAG